AGCCGGUGGAAACCUCGUGAUCUCCGCCGCCUCGAGCCCUCCGCGCGCCUCUUCCAGAGCACCAUCCACUCUUCGGUGGCGAGGCCGCGGCUCCCCGAGACGGGCAAUGCAGAGCGCGGCUGCCAUCGGGCUCCUACGGCCAUGUGCCGCGCGGCCGCUCGCCGCCUACACUAGCCCACGCCGCGGCGCCGGCGCGUGCAGCGGCGGCACCCAGCCGCUCAUCACGCCCCGCGGCAUCCGCCUCUCCGCCCGCCCCGGUCUCGUGCCGGCCUCGCCGCUGGAGGAGAAGGAGAACCGGAGAUGCAGGGCCAGUAUGCACGCGGCGGCGUCGGCCGGAGAGGAAGCUGGGGGAGGGCUCGCCAAGACGCUGCAGCUGGGGGCGCUUUUCGGGCUCUGGUACCUCUUCAACAUCUACUUCAACAUCUACAACAAGCAGGUUCUGAAGGUUUUGCCAUACCCUAUAAACAUCACAACGGUGCAGUUUGCUGUUGGAAGUGCCAUUGCUUUGUUCAUGUGGAUCACUGGUAUCCAUAAAAGGCCAAAGAUUUCGGGUGCCCAGCUUUUCGCUAUCCUUCCUCUAGCUAUUGUCCAUACCAUGGGCAAUCUUUUCACAAACAUGAGCCUUGGAAAGGUUGCAGUGUCAUUUACACAUACUAUAAAGGCCAUGGAACCUUUCUUCUCAGUUCUCCUUUCAGCAAUUUUCCUUGGGGAGUUGCCUACGCCAUGGGUUGUGUUGUCUCUUCUUCCGAUUGUUGGUGGUGUAGCUUUGGCAUCCCUUACUGAGGCCUCCUUUAACUGGGCUGGAUUUUGGAGUGCAAUGGCUUCAAAUGUAACCUUCCAGUCAAGGAAUGUGCUAAGCAAGAAACUUAUGGUGAAGAAAGAGGAAUCUCUCGACAACAUUAACCUAUUCUCGAUCAUUACAGUCAUGUCAUUCUUCCUGUUGGCCCCAGUAACCUUACUUACAGAAGGUGUUAAAGUUAGUCCAGCAGUGUUGCAGUCUGCUGGUUUGAACUUGAAACAGGUAUACACAAGGUCAUUGAUUGCUGCAUUCUGCUUCCAUGCAUACCAACAGGUAUCAUACAUGAUCCUCGCCAGGGUAUCCCCAGUCACACAUUCAGUGGGCAAUUGCGUCAAGCGUGUGGUGGUCAUUGUGACCUCUGUUCUGUUCUUCAGGACCCCUGUUUCUCCCAUCAACUCUCUUGGUACCGGGAUCGCUCUUGCUGGAGUUUUCCUAUACUCGCAAUUGAAGAGACUUAAGCCCAAGCCCAAGACUGCUUGAUCAUAUACAUUUGUAGGUCCAUUCAAUAGAACUUUGGAAGUUAUGCUAUGUCAUUGGAGUGAUCAGUGAGUGCCGUAGUUAGAAUGAUAAGCCUCUCCGUUUUGUUACCAGUUGGGUGGAUAAUUUAUGAUUUACUUGCUAGCAUUUUUGGACGGA
Molecule: messenger RNA, 1435 nt
Organism: Zea mays
Lineage: Eukaryota; Viridiplantae; Streptophyta; Magnoliopsida; Poales; Poaceae
Product: plastid phosphate/phosphoenolpyruvate translocator 1
Biological process (GO): transmembrane transport
Cellular component (GO): membrane
Molecular function (GO): transmembrane transporter activity
Source: RefSeq, marked provisional